Molecule: messenger RNA, 7061 nt
Organism: Aspergillus piperis CBS 112811
Lineage: Eukaryota; Fungi; Ascomycota; Eurotiomycetes; Eurotiales; Aspergillaceae
Product: type I polyketide synthase
Exons: 9
Coding region: 1-6957 (2318 amino acids)
Biological process (GO): fatty acid biosynthetic process; secondary metabolite biosynthetic process
Molecular function (GO): oxidoreductase activity; fatty acid synthase activity; phosphopantetheine binding
Source: RefSeq, a predicted model, not a curated record
AUGGAAGAGCAAGCAAAAGACAUAUCUGGCCCAGAGCCGAUUGCAAUCAUUGGCAUGGGGUGUCGCUUUGCCGGCGAAGCAUCUUCUAUUGAAGGAUUUUGGGAUACACUGCGCCUGGGUCGAAGGGAGCAUGGGCGUGUUCCUGCUAGUCGUUACCAAGCAUCAGCCUGGGAACAUCCCAGUCACGAGCGCAAAGGGGCUAUCAAUCACGAUAGCGGCUUCUUUCUAGCCGAGGAUCCAUCCCGCUUCGAUGCACCCUGCUUUUCCAUCACGUCCAAGGAGGCUGCAGGCAUGGAUCCUGUUCAGCGCAUCCUGCUCGAAGUGGCGUAUGAAGCUUUCGAAAAUGGAGGCGUGCCAAUGGAAUCACUACCCGGUAGUGCUACCGGUGUCUAUAGCGGAUGCAUGACCAAUGACUACGAGCUGCUGUCAACCCGAGAUAUCAUGGACAUGCCACAUAACUCGGCGACAGGUAAUGGGAGAACUAUGUUGGCUAACCGCCUUUCAUGGUUCUUUGAUCUUCGUGGUCCCAGCAUCAUGCUUGACACGGCCUGUUCGUCCAGCUUGACGGCGCUGCAUCUGGCUACCCAGGCACUACGGGCAGGCGAAUGUAGCCAGGCGCUGGUCACUGGAGCAAGCCUGAUAUUGCAUCCGAAUUUUACCCAGCGGCUGUCGUACAUGCAUAUGCUCAGCGCCGAUGGUAUCAGUCAUUCUUUUGAUAGUAAAGCUAAUGGGUAUGGUAGGGGUGAGGGGUUCGGUGCAAUCUUGCUGAAACCCUUGUCCAAGGCCAUGGCAGACGGUGACGCGAUCAGAGCAAUCGUUCGUGCUACUGGCUCUAAUCAGGAUGGACGUACCCCGGGAAUCACCAUGCCGAAUGCGACCGCCCAAGCUGAUUUGAUCAGAUCAACCUAUUCUCAAGCUCGAUUAUCGAUGAGUGAUACGUCAUAUUUUGAAGCCCAUGGGACAGGGACAGCGAUUGGUGAUCCUACUGAAUUAUCUGCCAUUGGAGCAAGCUUUGGUGCCGAACGAAAGCCAGGCGAUGAGCCAGUUUACGUCGGAUCUGUGAAAAGUAAUCUAGGACAUACCGAGGGUGCUGCCGGGGUAGCCAGCAUUAUCAAAGUGGUUCUCUGCUUAGAGAAGGCGCUGCUUGUUCCUAACGCAGGCUUCUCGAACCUAAACCCUAAGAUCCGACUGGAGGAAUGGGGCUUGCGCUUAAGCAACACCACCACACCGUGGCCACCGCAUCUGUCGCAACGUGCAAGCAUCAACUCUUUUGGCUUCGGGGGUGCCAACGCUCAUGCUAUUCUUGAGAGCACAGCGCAGUAUCUUGGUAAGAAGCAAACUCUGUCCGACACCACAGAAGGGAUAGCCCAAGUCGUUGUGGUCUCUACGCAUGACCAAUCUGGGUUAGACCGUACGGCGGACAAGUGGAAGAACUUCCUCGAUUCAUCCGCGUAUGGUAAAAGAAAGGGCAUUUCAUUGCCAGAUGUAGCACACACCAUGGCUACACGGCGAUCCCAGCACCCGUUUCGCAGCUUCGCUGUGGUGGAUUCACUAGCAGAGCUGCGGGAUGUGAUGGCCGCGGGGUUGCCUACUUUUCCUCGGGCAAGCCGUAAGAACCAGACGCACCUCGCGUUCGUUUUCACGGGCCAAGGUGCCCAAUGGCCACGCAUGAGCGUCCAGCUAUUGACAAACCCUGUGUUUGCGGCCAGUAUAGAACGCAGUCAGCAGGUGCUGCGGAGUCUUGACUGCCCGUGGGAUUUGCUCGCGGAGAUCCGUGCGGAUGCAACGACUAGCCGCAUUAAUCGACCUGAUCGUAGUCAGCCCUGUUGUUGUGCUUUACAGAUUGCCUUGGUAGACAUGCUUCGGAGCUGGGGAGUGGCCCCCAAGGCAGUGGUAGGCCAUUCCAGUGGUGAAGUUGGGGCUGCCUAUGCGGCCGGCUACUUGACCCAUGAGGAUGCCAUUCGAGUCACUUAUUUCCGCGGUGUGCUAUCACAACGGAUUGCUGAAAGUGGGAGCCGCGGUGGUAUGCUCGCUGCUGGUAUUUCUGCCGCUGGUGCGCAGGGAUAUUUGCAGACCCUACCCCCAGGUUCCGUGGUGGUAGCUUGUGUGAACAGUCCAUCGAGUGUCACUCUAUCCGGCAACAUAGACGAGAUAAACCUGCUUGAGGGGCGCUUGCAAGCAGGCGGCCGUUUUGCGCGCAAGCUGCGCGUAGACACUGCCUACCACUCACCGCAUAUGAGAGAAUUGGCUGCCGACUAUAAAGCAGCCAUUGAAUCUGUUCAGCCGACCGACAGAUACAAUGGAUCCAUAGCUAUGUUCUCGUCUGUCAACAAAGAGCUCUUGCAGCCAGCAGAUCUAGACGCGGCAUACUGGGUGCGCAACCUGGUCAGUCCAGUCGAGUUUGCUGCGGCAGUCACCAAAGUUGUUACCAUGACCGAGGCCGGUAAAGGACGAGGGAGACGGCGAGUAGUCCCAGUCAAGUGGGCAAGCUUCUUGGAGAUUGGACCACAUGAAGCUCUAAAGGGGCCUUUCAAUCAAACCCUGCAGGAAGCCAAUGCUGAUAUGGCUUCCAUUCCUUACAGAAGUCUAGUGUUGCGCAAGCAGAACUCUCGGCAAACCGCCCUUGAAGCUGCCGGUCUCUUGUGGUGCUUGGGCUAUGCGAUCGAUCUAGAUACAGCAAAUCAGAGCUUUCUGGGAGGAAUAAGGCCACAAGUGAGCCGAGACCUUCCAUCUUACGCCUGGAACCAUCAGUCCAGCUUCUGGCACGAGCCAUUGGAAUCAGCCCGGCUGCGACAGCGCACAGAACCCCGUCACGACCUCCUCGCAGCUGGCAUGGUGUCCAUGGUUUCAGAGGCAGCACGUCAGCUUGCAGACACUACGAAGUGGUUAGAGGGGAUUGAAUUUUAUGAUCUUGACUUUUUCCGGGGAGUGGUAAUUCCCCCGGACGAACGGGGUCUAGAAGUGGUUCUCCAUGUGGCACCGCAUCGCGCCAUGAAUGGAUGGUAUGAAUUCGGCAUCUUCUCCUUGCCUGAGAAUUCAUCCUGGGUCCAACAUGCGAAAGGUGCCUUUGCUCCGCAGUAUGCUGAUGAAGAUGGGGUGGGGUGUGCUGCAGACUGGCAGACCACUGUACAACGAGUGCGACAGACGCAAGGUGUGGCAAAAAAGGCUGAGAUCGAAGCCGUCUAUGAAUGGCUUUCAGAAACCGGGGGCGUCAGUCUGGGACCGACCUUCCGGUCCAUGGCUGGCGUAGCCUUUGACUCAGGGUCUCGUCUGUACGCCACUGGAGUCGCACCAAAUACCAAGCAGACGAUGCCAUAUGAGCGUGAAUCUCCAUGUCUUAUCCAUCCCACCGCGCUGGAUACGCUCUUCCAGGGUGCCGUGUUGUCCUGCUCGGAUGCCCUGACCAACCACAACGCCAACAUUCCCGUGGGGGUUGAGCGUCUUUAUCUCUCGACGGACUUCUCCUUGCAGCCUGGUGACCGAUUUGAUGUGCAUGUCGAGACACGCUAUGAGAACGGCGUGUCACUUUCCGAGUCGAUCGCUUCGGACCCAUCCUGGCAGCAGCCUGGAGUGGUUCUGCAAGGGGUGCGAUUAGGUCGCGUGCCUACGCGGUCCAGCAGCUCGACCAAAGAGGAAAUCCAGCAAAGCCGGUUCUCGACUCUUCAUUGGGCUGAGCACUUAGAUUCUUUUUGUGGCCCAGAAGUCCGUCUAUCUGGUGGACUGAAGAGCUGGAUUGGCCGAGUCUGCCACACUCAUGGAGAUGCUCGCGUUUUGGUGGUGACUACCAGAAGCACGGAUCAAGUUCUUGAAGCUCUCGAGCCAUAUGCGCCAAGGUCCAGUCAUCGACCUCGACUACAGCAGCUCACCAUCGUUCUAUCUGACCCUGACACUGCGAGAUCAACUGACCAGGUCAAGGCCAUUCAGGAAUCUCUGGAAGGGUGUCGGGUUCUGUCAGUUGUCUCACUGCAGGAUCUAGACACGGAAUUGCUGGGAGAAGGCGCCUAUGAUGCGGUCUUAGUGGAUCAUCCGAAUAUCUGGAGAGGCGAUACUGCAAAAGCCCUGCUCGACUCUUUGCUUCCUAUGACUGGGCCAGAUUCUUGGAUUGCUGCUCGAGCGACUGAUGAAGAGCACGAUGCAGUAAUACGCAAUGCGGGCCAUGCAGACUGGGAAGUGCAGAGCUUGAUUGAUGAUACUGACUAUCUCCUCCUUCGCCGUCAACAUGCUCCAGUGAAGUUGGAUCCCACAGUUUACAUCUUGAGCAGCGCAGCGAAUGAGUCGGUUGGUCCUCUUUUGCAUGAGCUGGAUGGCGUUGUGGGCAACCUCGGCUCUAAGAUUGAGGUGGUAGAUAUCCAUAAGGCUUCAGAGAUGAAAGAUAAAACCAUCAUAUCACUGCUCGAGCUGCAGCGUCCGUGGAUAACGAACUGGGCGUCGAAUGAGAUCUCACGCAUUCGGUCCUUGUUGGAAGCAAAAUGUCUCCUCUGGGUGUCACAGUGCCCGGAGCACGAGGCGUCUGGCUAUGCAGGUUUUGGGGCUACAACUGGACUUUUGCGGACCUUACGCAAUGAAAACCCCCGUAUCCUGCUGCCUCAAUUGCUAGUUUCUGAACAGGACAAUGAUCCUCAUAGUCUGGCGCGCAGUAUCGCACACGUGUUGCAGCUAACAUUGCAGCCCCAAUCACGGCCGCAUGACUGGGAGUUCUAUGUGCAAGACAAUCGUCUGCUUGUUCCGCGAGCCGUCGCAACUGCUCCAGUGGAUGAAUGCAUGGAUGCGCUCUUACAUGGCCCGCGUCCUACGAUGGCAGAACUUGCGCAGGACUCGAGACCACUGCACCUCUGCAACAAGUCGCAGGAUAUCAGGGACGCUCGGUGGGAGCUGGACGACCGGUUGAAUACAGCUUUAGCCGGUGAUCUAGUUGAGGUGCAACUACACAAGGUGUCCAUCUGUGAGCCCACCGGCAAAGAUGGCAUCUCCCCAGAGGCACGUAUAGCGGCCAUCGAAGCAGUUGGGGUCGUACGCCAGGUUGGAGCAUCUAUCGGCUCAGCGUUCCAAGUGGGAGACGAAGUCUUGUGUGCCAUCCCCAGUGAUGCGUGGUCCAGUGCUUUAGCCACCCAUGUACGCCUUCCAGCAAGUGCCAUCUGGCAUUCGCCACUGCGCCAGAAUCAGGCAAAGUCGGUUUCCAUGCCAGUUGCAUUUGCAGCUGCCUACACCAGCCUCUUUGGCAGCUUCGGGGCUUCUGCUUCGUCGGUUCUCAUAGUUGGUUCAAUUAGCCAAACCUUGCGCGCCACGAUGGACUGUGCUCUGGCUGCUGGCAUGCAGGUGUACGUCGCGGUCGAUGGCGAUGGCGAGAAUGGUGUCAAGGAGUUGCUCUCCAAAUAUAAUGGGUUGCAUGAGAGAAUUAUUCCCAUCCAUAGGGAGCUUGAUACAACAGUCAAACGGCUGACCGGGGGCAAGGGGGUAGAGCUCAGCGUUUGCUGCCUGGGAGGUUCUGUCAGUCGACUUGCGGCGCGUUGCUUGGCUUACAGCGGCAGGCUGGUGGAUCUCAGCGAGGAGCUGAAUCUGGCUGCUCUACCUCAGACAUUUGUUGACCGUGGAUGCACUGUCAGUUCUGUGCGAUUAUCAAGAAUGCUUCGUGAAGCGCCCCGUCAACUACAGGCCAGCUUCCAUCGCGCAGUGGAUCUUCUCGGAUCAAAAGCCCUCACCAGCGUCCAAGCUUAUCCUUCCUUCCCUGUUUCCCAAAUUUCAGAUGCUGUUGCGCAUGCGCACGACAGUGGUACCCGUGUGAUCAUCGAUCUUCAGGCUCCAGGCAAGGUGCCAAUUGUGCCAGCUCUCCCAGAUUCUGCCCCUCUGCCUGCGGAGAAUACCUAUAUCCUGGUCGGUGGGCUCGGCACUCUCGGGAUUGCAAUAGCCAAUACGCUUGUCAACUGCGGCGCCCGUCAUCUCGUCUUCUUGAGCCGCUCUGGGGCUGUUCGGGAGACACAGCAGGUUGCACUGAAGGAGCUUCAAGACCGAGGUGUGCGUGCUGAUGUUGUGCAAUGCAACGCUGCCAGCCGGGAUGAGGUGCAAGGUUUGUUGACCCGAGCUGCAGAAAGUCGCUGGCGCAUUCGUGGUAUCGUACAAUGUGCAACUGUACUCAAGGACGGUAUGUUCGAGCACAUGGACUUCGACGCGUGGAAGCAAUCCACCGAGCCGAAGAUCCAAGGGACAUGGAAUCUCCACGAGGCGUUCUCCUCCACCCCGCUAGACUUCUUCGUGACACUGUCAUCAGUAGCCAGCAUAACCGGAAACAUGGGCCAGGCCAACUACGCAGCCGGAAACGGGUACAUGGACGCGCUGAUGACCUGGCGACGCAAGCACCACCUACCAGGACACAGCAUCAACAUCGGCCUAGUCCCAGACGCCAGCGGACUGGGCGACGUAGCCGAAACGCCCGAACAGCGACGCCAGCGAUACCGACACCUAGAGGGUACCGAGAUUCUGCAACAUGAGGUGCAAACUCUGCUUCGCGUGAUCGUCCAGAAAAUCACCCCAGUCCCGGCACAGGUCAUCGCCGGACUAACAGACACGCUACCACGCACCGACGGGGCAGCUUCGUGGCAAUUCGAUCGCAAAUUCGAUCACCGGAUUCAGGUUGUUGCUGAUGAGGAUGCAGGAGCUGGGGUGGCCAAGACCAGCACGUUGUUGAAGAAGGCGGAGUCCAUGGACGAGGCGGUGCGCGUCGUGAAUCAGGCACUGCAGGAGUAUUUGGCCAGGGCGAUGGCGUCGUCGGCGGAGGCUAUCGAUUUGGAGUUGCCUUUUUCGGCAUUGGGUGUUGACUCGCUCAAGGCUGCGGAGGUUCAGAACUGGGUCAGUCGUGAAAUGGGCGCAGAGUUAUCCUCGUUUGAGUUUAUUGGGGCACAGCCGGUGAGAGUGUUGGCGGAGAAGAUUGCGACGCUGAGUUCGUUUGUUACUGUUACGUAGGUUGCGUAGAAUGGCUCCUUGUUCAAUAUUGAAGUUGCAGUAGGCUAGAUAGGACGGAUUAUCAAUAUGUGAUUGCUAUGAAACACCACAAUAAACCAAAAAUG